AUGUACUAUAAAUCUGUAGAUUUAGUGACUUAGCUAACAUAGAUCUGUACAUUUAGCUAACGUGAUGCAGAAAAACAGAAUGGGAAUUUUCUUUUACAUUUCAAAUCUCUGACAUGCACUCGACAGCGACAUGGUUUCCCCUGAGAGAAAUAACAUCUGUCAGACAGUAGCUGAUAAGAGCGUCUGCUAAAUGACGUAAAUGUAAAUGUAAAUGUAGCGGUGCCUCUGCCAGGUGAGUGUAUCAGAUAGUAGCGGUGCCUCUGCCAGGUGAGUGUAUCAGAUAGUAGCGGUGCCUCUGCCAGGUGAGUGUAUCAGAUAGUAGCGGUGCCUCUGCCAGGUGAGUGUAUCAGAUAGUAGCGGUGCCUCUGCCAGGUGAGUGUAUCAGAUAGUAGCGGUGCCUCUGCCAGGUGAGUGUAUCAGAUAGUAGCGGUGCCUCUGCCAGGUGAGUGUAUCAGAUAGUAGCGGUGCCUCUGCCAGGUGAGUGUAUCAGAUAGUAGCGGUGCCUCUGCCAGGUGAGUGUAUCAGAUAGUAGCGGUGCCUCUGCCAGGUGAGUGUAUCAGAUAGUAGCGGUGCCUCUGCCAGGUGAGUGUAUCAGAUAGUAGCGGUGCCUCUGCCAGGUGAGUGUAUGCGUUUCUCACCCUGUACGUGUCCAUGUGUUUUCGGGUGUGUUUCAGGUGUACACAGCGUCGGGCCCCAAUGGAACCACAGGGAAAACCUUUAAAGUUCACCUCCAGCUCUGGGAUACAGCUGGACAGGAGAGGUACUGGAACUGCAUUGGAAAGCAUUGCAUAUAGCUCACAAAGUGUUACAAAUGUGCUUUAUAAUGCAUUAUAAAGAGAGAGGGUAGUCAUGGGAAUAGCUAUUUUACCUAAGCUUUGCUUAGCAUGAAAUCAUAGACAAACCACUGCUGCCAUUCAGUUUGUAGCUUGAUGUUUUGUUUAACUACACUAUCUCAAGCUCUCACGACGUGAGAUUCUCUCAAGGUAUCACUCCCCCUCCCCCUACCUUGUGAGAAUGAUGCUUGAUGUAGUUCUACAAGGCCUUAACAAGCCAUAACGAUCAGGCGUCUCCACAGCGUCUUCACAGAAUCUGGCUGUGAUGCUGGAGGGUCUGACACCUCCGUACGUACGAGAGAGAAACUGACGUGUCUUGUUCAUCUAAAAAAAAAAGCCUCAACGAGAGACAGACUGAGGCUGUGUCCCUAACGGGACCAUAUUCCCUAUGUUGUCCAGAGCCUGGAUAAAAGUUGUGCACUACAUAGGGAAUAGAGUGAAAGCUUCUUGAGAGUCAACCGCUCUACGUUCAAACCAGUUUUCAUUUUGGCACUCUUUAAAAAAAAAAAAAGUUUAGUGUAGUCUUAGUCAUUUUUACUGAAAUAAAGUCACAUUUUUGUCAUUUGAAUAAUGAUUGUCUAGUUAUUGUCAAAAUGAUUAAAACAACGGGCCAUUAUUAUUUGAAAAUUAUUACUAUUUUUAAAACAAGCCAUAUAAAGUUGGUUGCAAUUUCAGUUUAAUCCACCAGAAAAGACAGAACAAAUAAUACAACAAAUAUUGUGGUUAAACUGAAAUAUACUAAUUGAUUAAAAAAACAUAAUUUUUCCAUAACAUUUUAAUAAAAGGUAUAAUCUUUGUAAAUGAUAUCAUAAAUAGGACUGGUGGAGUAAUGUCAUACAUGCAGCGAACAAAAACAUAUGGAUAUGUCUGCUCUACCCAAAAUUACAACCAAAUAAUUGCAGCAUUACCGCGAAAAUGCAAGAGGAAAGUGGAAGGAGGAGAAAGUAAGGAACUUGUCUGUCGGCCCUGCAUUAAAGAACAUAAUUGGUUAAAGAAAAUUGUGAUAAAUAAAAAAUAAUACCAGUCAAAAGUUUUGACACACCUACUCAUUCAAGGGUUUUUCUUUAUUUUUACUAUUUUCUACAUUGUAGAAUAAUAGUGAAGACAUCAAAACUAUGAAAUAACACAUAUGGAAUCAUGUAGUAACCAAAAAAGUGUUAAACAAAUCAAAAUAUAUUUUAUAUUUGUGAUUCUUAAAAUAGCCACCCUUUGCCUUGAUGACAGCUUUGCACACUCUUGGCAUUCUCUGAACCAGCUUCACCUGGAAUGCUUUUCCAACAGUCUUGAAGGAGUUCCCACAUAUGCUGAGCACUUGUUGGCUGCUUUUCCUUCACUCUGCCGUCCGACUCAUCCCAAACCAUCUCAGUUGGGUUGAGGUCGGGGGAUUGUGGAGGCCAGGUCAUCUGAUGCAGCACUCCAUUACCCUCCUUCUUGGUAAAAUAGCCCUUACACAGCCUGGAGGUGUGUUGGGUCAUUGUCCUGUUGAAAAACAAAUGAUAGUCACACUAAGCCCAAACCAGAUGUGAUGGCGUAUCGCUGGAGAAUGCUGUGGUAGCCAUGCUGGUUAAGCGUGCCUUGAAUUCUAAAUAAAUCACAGACAGUGUCACCAGCAAAGCACCCCCACACCAUAUCACCACCUCCUCCAUGCUUUAUGGUGGGAACUACACAUGCAGAGAUUAUCCGUUCACCCACACCGUGUCUCACAAAGACAUGGCCGUUUGAACCAAAAAUCUCAAAUUUGUAUUCCAGACCAAAGGACACAUUUCCACCGGUCUAAUGUCCAUUGCUCGUGUUUCUUGGCCCAAGCAGGUCUCUUCUUCUUAUUGGUGUCCUUUAGUAGUGGUUUCUUUGCAGCAAUUCGACCACGAAGGCCUGAUUCACACAGUCCCCUCUGAACAGUUGAUGUUGAGAUGUGUCUGUUACUUGAACACUGUGAAGCAUUUAUUUGGGCUGCAAUUUCUGAGGCUGUUAACUCUAAUGAACUUAUCGUCUGCAGCAGAGGUAACUCUGGGUCUUCCAUUCCUGUGGCGGUCCUCAUGAGAGCCAGUUUCACCAUAGCGCUUGAUGGUUUUUGCGACUGCACUUGAAGGAACUUUAAAAGUUCUUGAAAUGUUCCGUAUUGACUGACCUUCAUGUCUUAAAGUAAUGAUGGACUGAGUUUCUCUUUGCUUAUUUGAGCUGUUCUUGCCAUAAUAUGGACUUACUCUUUUACCAAAUAGGGCUAUCUUCUGUAUACCCUCCCUACCUUGUCACAACACAACUGAUUGGCUCAAAGGCAUGAAGAAGGAAAUAAAUUCCACAAAAUAACUUUUAAGAAGGCACACCUGUUAAUUGAAAUGCUGUCACGACUUCCGCCGAGGCUGCCUCCCCUCAUUGUUCGGGCAGGUUUCGGCGUUCGUCGUCACCGGCUUACUAGCUGCUGCCGAUCCAUUUAUCAUCACUCCACUAGUCUUGUCUAAUUAAUCACACACACCUGGUCCUUAUCCCCAAUUAGUCAUUGUAUAAGUGUUCCCUCUGCUUCCUUGUCUGUGUGGGUGAUUGUUUGUAGUGAGCUGUGUGUGGCUCGGUUGAGCUGCCCUUACCUUAUUGUUGCCAGGGUAGAUAUUUCCCCUGUGCCUGAGUUUUGUUGUCUCAAUUGUGCUUUCACUGUUUAUCGACGGAAUAAACUUUUUGGAUGCAUAUUACUCUCCUGCGCCUGAAUGCAUUACAAAUGCAUUCCAGGUGACUACCUCAUGAAGCUGGUUGAGAGAAUGCCAAGAGUGUGCAAAGCUGUCAUCAAUGCAAAGGGUGGCUACUUUGAAGAAUCUCAAAUAUAAAAUAUAUUUUGAUUUGUUUAACACUUUUUUGGUUACUAAAUGAUUCCAUAUGUGUUAUUUCAUAGCUUUGAUGUCUUCACUAUUAUUCUACAAUGUAGAAAAUAGUAAAAAUAAAGAAAACCCUUGAAUGAGUAGGUGUGCCCAAACGUUUGACUGGUACUGUAUAUAUAUAUUUACCCAAAAAUAUAUGUGGGAUUGGAAAUUAUGCAGACAAUUACAUUGAUGGAAGCUACAAACUAUCUGCAAUAUUAAAGUUGAUCUACCCCCCAAAACAACAAAAAUAUAUAGGAAAAUGCAUAUGCAUCGGCUCUAAUAUGUGUAAGAGUGUUCUACAUGCAACGUAUUAAAUGUUUUGAAUAAAUCGUCACCUUAGAAAGCGUUCAUUUCGUUGUUUUGGCUUUGACACAACAUCCACAACGACCAUGUUUCCCACUCAGUUUCAACCUGUUGUUGAACUUCUUUCUCCAAAUUGAUGUAAAAAAUGUUUUGCCUAAUGGUGAGUUUUAAAAAGCAUUAUGUUUUGAUGAUUAGUGUUUCGUGUGAUUUUCGAUUGCAUUUGCAUUGACGUCAGAGUGGUUAGAGGGACAGUAGAGCCCUGAGUACCAGGCCAUUAGGACCUGAUGGUUAGAGGGACAGUAGAGCCCUGAGUACCAGGCCAUUAGGACCUGAUGGUUAGAGGGACAGUAGAGCCCUGAGUACCAGGCCAUUAGGACCUGAUGGUUAGAGGGACAGUAGAGCCCUGAGUACCAGGCCAUUAGGACCUGAUGGUUAGAGGGACAGUAGAGCCCUGAGUACCAGGCCAUUAGGACCUGAUGGUCAGAGGGACAAUAGAGCCCUGAGUAGCAGGCCAUUAGGACCUGAUGGUUAGAGGGACAAUAGAGCCCUGAGUACCAGGCCAUUAGGACCUGAUGGUUAGAGGGACAGUAGAGCCCUGAGUACCAGGCCAUUAGGACCUGAUGGUUAGAGGGACAGUAGAGCCCUGAGUAGCAGGCCAUUAGGACCUGAUGGUUAGAGGGACAGUAGAGCCCUGAGUACCAGGCCAUUAGGACCUGAUGGUUAGAGGGACAGUAGAGCCCUGAGUACCAGGCCAUUAGGACCUGAUGGUUAGAGGGACAGUAGAGCCCUGAGUACCAGGCCAUUAGGACCUGAUGGUUAGAGGGACAGUAGAGCCCUGAGUAGCAGGCCAUUAGCGACCUGAUGAGCGUUAGCGAGUUGGGUGCUACCAACGCAUGUCCAGAGUGCAUAAAAGGAGAUUACCGUGACUCAACGGUCAUGUGGAAUUUUGACUGCGGUCACGACUCAUGACGGGUGGUGUGGCGGUAAUAUGGUCACCGCAAUGGUCCUCUGUGCUCCAGUCCAAGUCCGAGUCACCAAUUGUCGAGUCACGAGUCCCUAUGGCUGAAGUCCGAGUCCCAGUGCUCCAGUCCGAGUCACUGAGUCCAAAUAAAGUUAUUAACCAGUCAGAUAUAGUGUAGUGGUAAGAGGAGUUAUUAACCAGUCAGAUAUAGUGGUAAGAGGAGUUAUUAAUCAGUCAGAUAUAGUGUAGUGGUGAGAGGAGUUAUUAACCAGUCAGAUAUAGUGGUAAGAGGAGUUAUUAAUCAGUCAGAUAUAGUGUAGUGGUAAGAGGAGUUAUUAACCCAGUCAGAUAUAGUGUAGUGGUAAGAGGAGUUAUUAACCCAGUCAGAUAUAGUGUAGUGGUAAGGGGAGUUAUUAACCCAGUCAGAUAUAGUGUAGUGGUAAGAGGAGUUAUUAACCCAGUCAGAUAUAGUGUAGUGGUAAGAGGAGUUAUUAACCAGUCAGAUAUAGUGUAAUGGUAAGAGGAGUUAUUAACCAGUCAGAUAUAGUGUAGUGGUAAGAGGAGUUAUUAACCCAGUCAGAUAUAGUGUAAUGGUAAGAGGAGUUAUUAACCAGUCAGAUAUAGUGUAGUGGUAAGAGGAGUUAUUAACCAGUCAGAUAUAGUGUAGUGGUAAGAGGAGUUAUUAAACCAGUCAGAUAUAGUGUAGUGGUAAGAGGAGUUAUUAACCCAGUCAGAUAUAGUGUAGUGGUAAGAGGAGUUAUUAACCAGUCAGAUAUAGUGUAGUGGUAAGAGGAGUUAUUAACCCAGUCAGAUAUAGUGUAGUGGUAAGAGGAGUUAUUAACCAGUCAGAUAUAGUGUAGUGGUAAGAGGAGUUAUUAACCAGUCAGAUAUAGUGUAGUGGUAAGAGGAGUUAUUAACCCAGUCAGAUAUAGUGUAGCGGUAAGAGGAGUUAUUAACCCAGUCAGAUAUAGUGUAGUGGUAAGAGGAGUUAUUAACCAGUCAGAUAUAGUGUAAUGGUAAGAGGAGUUAUUAACCAGUCAGAUAUAGUGUAGCGGUAAGAGGAGUUAUUAACCCAGUCAGAUAUAGUGUAGUGGUAAGAGGAGUUAUUAACCAGUCAGAUAUAGUGUAAUGGUAAGAGGAGUUAUUAACCAGUCAGAUAUAGUGUAGUGGUAAGAGGAGUUAUUAACCCAGUCAGAUAUAGUGUAGUGGUAAGAGGAGUUAUUAACCAGUCAGAUAUAGUGUAGUGGUAAGAGGAGUUAUUAACCAGUCAGAUAUAGUGUAGUGGUAGAGGAGUUAUUAACCAGUCAGAUAUAGUGUAGUGGUAGGAGGAGUUAUUAACCCAGUCAGAUAUAGUGUAGUGGUAAGAGGAGUUAUUAACCCAGUCAGAUAUAGUGUAGUGGUAAGAGGAGUUAUUAACCAGUCAGAUAUAGUGGUAAGAGGAGUUAUUAACCCAGUCAGAUAUAGUGUAGUGGUAAGAGGAGUUAUUAACCCAGUCAGAUAUAGUGGUAAGAGGAGUUAUUAACCCAGUCAGAUAUAGUGUAGUGGUAAGAGGAGUUAUUAACCCAGUCAGAUAUAGUGGUAAGAGGAGUUAUUAACCCAGUCAGAUAUAGUGUAGUGGUAAGAGGAGUUAUUAACCAGUCAGAUAUAGUGUAGUGGUAAGAGGAGUUAUUAACCAGUCAGAUAUAGUGUAGUGGUAAGAGGAGUUAUUAACCCAGUCAGAUAUAGUGUAGUGGUAAGAGGAGUUAUUAACCAGUCAGAUAUAGUGUAGUGGUGAGAGGAGUUAUUAACCAGUCAGAUAUAGUGUAGUGGUAAGAGGAGUUAUUAACCCAGUCAGAUAUAGUGUAGUGGUAAGAGGAGUUAUUAACCCAGUCAGAUAUAGUGUAGUGGUAAGAGGAGUUAUUAACCCAGUCAGAUAUAGUGUAGUGGUAAGAGGAGUUAUUAACCCAGUCAGAUAUAGUGUAGUGGUAAGAGGAGUUAUUAACCAGUCAGAUAUAGUGUAGUGGUAAGAGGAGUUAUUAACCCAGUCAGAUAUAGUGUAGUGGUAAGAGGAGUUAUUAACCAGUCAGAUAUAGUGUAGUGGUAAGAGGAGUUAUUAACCCAGUCAGAUAUAGUGUAGUGGUAAGAGGAGUUAUUAACCCAGUCAGAUAUAGUGUAGUGGUAAGAGGAGUUAUUAACCCAGUCAGAUAUAGUGUAGUGGUAAGAGGAGUUAUUAACCAGUCAGAUAUAGUGUAGUGGUAAGAGGAGUUAUUAACCCAGUCAGAUAUAGUGUAGUGGUAAGAGGAGUUAUUAACCAGUCAGAUAUAGUGUAGUGGUAAGAGGAGUUAUUAACCAGUCAGAUAUAGUGUAGUGGUAAGAGGAGUUAUUAACCAGUCAGAUAUAGUGUAGUGGUAAGAGGAGUUAUUAACCCAGUCAGAUAUAGUGUAGUGGUAAGAGGAGUUAUUAACCCAGUCAGAUAUAGUGUAGUGGUAAGAGGAGUUAUUAACCCAGUCAGAUAUAGUGUAGUGGUAAGAGGAGUUAUUAACCCAGUCAGAUAUAGUGGUAAGAGGAGUUAUUAACCCAGUCAGAUAUAGUGUAGUGGUAAGAGGAGUUAUUAACCCAGUCAGAUAUAGUGUAGUGGUAAGAGGAGUUAUUAACCAGUCAGAUAUAGUGUAGUGGUAAGAGGAGUUAUUAACCCAGUCAGAUAUAGUGUAGUGGUAAGAGGAGUUAUUAACCAGUCAGAUAUAGUGUAGUGGUAAGAGGAGUUAUUAACCCAGUCAGAUAUAGUGUAGUGGUAAGAGGAGUUAUUAACCCAGUCAGAUAUAGUGUAGUGGUAAGAGGAGUUAUUAACCAGUCAGAUAUAGUGUAGUGGUAAGAGGAGUUAUUAACCAGUCAGAUAUAGUGUAGUGGUAAGAGGAGUUAUUAACCCAGUCAGAUAUAGUGUAGUGGUAAGAGGAGUUAUUAACCCAGUCAGAUAUAGUGUAGUGGUAAGAGGAGUUAUUAACCAGUCAGAUAUAGUGUAGUGGUAAGAGGAGUUAUUAACCCAGUCAGAUAUAGUGUAGUGGUAAGAGGAGUUAUUAACCAGUCAGAUAUAGUGUAGUGGUAAGAGGAGUUAUUAACCAGUCAGAUAUAGUGUAGUGGUAAGAGGAGUUAUUAACCCAGUCAGAUAUAGUGUAGUGGUAAGAGGAGUUAUUAACCCAGUCAGAUAUAGUGUAGUGGUAAGAGGAGUUAUUAACCAGUCAGAUAUAGUGUAGGGAGUUAUUAACCCAGUCAGAUAUAGUGUAGUGGUAAGAGGAGUUAUUAACCCAGUCAGAUAUAGUGUAGUGGUAAGAGGAGUUAUUAACCAGUCAGAUAUAGUGUAGUGGUAAGAGGAGUUAUUAACCAGUCAGAUAUAGUGUAGUGGUAAGAGGAGUUAUUAACCAGUCAGAUAUAGUGUAGUGGUAAGAGGAGUUAUUAACCCAGUCAGAUAUAGUGUAGUGGUAAGAGGAGUUAUUAACCCAGUCAGAUAUAGUGUAGUGGUAAGAGGAGUUAUUAACCCAGUCAGAUAUAGUGUAGUGGUAAGAGGAGUUAUUAACCAGUCAGAUAUAGUGUAGUGGUAAGAGGAGUUAUUAACCCAGUCAGAUAUAGUGUAGUGGUAAGAGGAGUUAUUAACCAGUCAGAUAUAGUGUAGUGGUAAGAGGAGUUAUUAACCCAGUCAGAUAUAGUGUAGUGGUAAGAGGAGUUAUUAACCCAGUCAGAUAUAGUGUAGUGGUAAGAGGAGUUAUUAACCCAGUCAGAUAUAGUGUAGUGGUAAGAGGAGUUAUUAACCAGUCAGAUAUAGUGUAGUGGUAAGAGGAGUUAUUAACCCAGUCAGAUAUAGUGUAGUGGUAAGAGGAGUUAUUAACCCAGUCAGAUAUAGUGUAGUGGUAAGAGGAGUUAUUAACCCAGUCAGAUAUAGUGUAGUGGUAAGAGGAGUUAUUAACCAGUCAGAUAUAGUGUAGUGGUAAGAGGAGUUAUUAACCAGUCAGAUAUAGUGUAGUGGUAAGAGGAGUUAUUAACCCAGUCAGAUAUAGUGUAGUGGUAAGAGGAGUUAUUAACCCAGUCAGAUAUAGUGUAGUGGUAAGAGGAGUUAUUAACCAGUCAGAUAUAGUGUAGUGGUAAGAGGAGUUAUUAACCCAGUCAGAUAUAGUGUAGUGGUAAGAGGAGUUAUUAACCCAGUCAGAUAUAGUGUAGUGGUAAGAGGAGUUAUUAACCCAGUCAGAUAUAGUGUAGUGGUAAGAGGAGUUAUUAACCAGUCAGAUAUAGUGUAGUGGUAAGAGGAGUUAUUAACCCAGUCAGAUAUAGUGUAGUGGUAAGAGGAGUUAUUAACCCAGUCAGAUAUAGUGUAGUGGUAAGAGGAGUUAUUAACCCAGUCAGAUAUAGUGUAGUGGUAAGAGGAGUUAUUAACCCAGUCAGAUAUAGUGUAGUGGUAAGAGGAGUUAUUAACCCAGUCAGAUAUAGUGUAGUGGUAAGAGGAGUUAUUAACCCAGUCAGAUAUAGUGUAGUGGUAAGAGGAGUUAUUAACCCAGUCAGAUAUAGUGUAGUGGUAAGAGGAGUUAUUAACCCAGUCAGAUAUAGUGUAGUGGUAAGAGGAGUUAUUAACCAGUCAGAUAUAGUGUAGUGGUAAGAGGAGUUAUUAACCCAGUCAGAUAUAGUGUAGUGGUAAGAGGAGUUAUUAACCAGUCAGAUAUAGUGUAGUGGUAAGAGGAGUUAUUAACCAGUCAGAUAUAGUGUAGUGGUAAGGGGAGUUAUUAACCAGUCAGAUAUAGUUGUAGUGGUAAGAGGAGUUAUUAACCCAGUCAGAUAUAGUGUAGUGGUAAGAGGAGUUAUUAACCCAGUCAGAUAUAGUGUAGUGGUAUGAGGAGUUAUUAACCAGUCAGAUAUAGUGUAGUGGUAAGAGGAGUUAUUAACCCAGUCAGAUAUAGUGUAAUGGUAAGAGGAGUUAUUAACCAGUCAGAUAUAGUGUAGUGGUAAGAGGAGUUAUUAACCCAGUCAGAUAUAGUGUAGUGGUAAGAGGAGUUAUUAACCCAGUCAGAUAUAGUGUAGUGGUAAGAGGAGUUAUUAACCAGUCAGAUAUAGUGUAGUGGUAAGAGGAGUUAUUAACCAGUCAGAUAUAGUGUAGUGGUAAGAGGAGUUAUUAACCCAGUCAGAUAUAGUGUAGUGGUAAGAGGAGUUAUUAACCCAGUCAGAUAUAGUGUAGUGGUAAGAGGAGUUAUUAACCAGUCAGAUAUAGUGUAGUGGUAAGAGGAGUUAUUAACCCAGUCAGAUAUAGUGUAGUGGUAAGAGGAGUUAUUAACCCAGUCAGAUAUAGUGUUAGUGGUAAGAGGAGUUAUUUAACCCAGUCAGAUUAUAGUGUAGUGGUAAGAGGAGUUAUUAACCAGUCAGAUAUAGUGUAGUGGUAAGAGGAGUUAUUAACCCAGUCAGAUAUAGUGUAGUGGUAAGAGGAGUUAUUAACCCAGUCAGAUAUAGUGUAGUGGUAAGAGGAGUUAUUAACCCAGUCAGAUAUAGUGUAGUGGUAAGAGGAGUUUAUUAACCCAGUCAGAUAUAGUGUAGUGGUAAGAGGAGUUAUUAACCCAGUCAGAUAUAGUGUAGUGGUAAGAGGAGUUAUUAACCAGUCAGAUAUAGUGUAGUGGUAAGAGGAGUUAUUAAACCCAGUCAGAUAUAGUGUAGUGGUAAGAGGAGUUAUUAACCCAGUCAGAUAUAGUGUAGUGGUAAGAGGAGUUAUUAAACCAGUCAGAUAUAGUGUAGUGGUAAGAGGAGUUAUUAACCCAGUCAGAUAUAGUGUAGUGGUAAGAGGAGUUAUUAACCCAGUCAGAUAUAGUGUAGUGGUAAGAGGAGUUAUUAACCAGUCAGAAUAUAGUGUAGUGGUAAGAGGAGUUAUUAACCCACAGUCAGUAUAGUGUGUUAGUGGUAAGAGGAGUUAUUAAACCCAAGUCUAGAUAUAGUGUAGUGGUAGAGGAGGAGUUAUUAACACGUCAGAUAUAGUGUAGUGGUAAUCAGAGGAGUUAUUACCAGUCAGAUCUAGUGUAGUGGUAGAGGAGUUAUUAACCCAGUCAGAUAUAGUGUAGUGGUAAGAGGAGUUAUUAACCAGUCAGAUAUAGUUAAUGGUAAGAGGGUUAUUAACCCAGUAUGGUAGUGUAGAGAGUAUACAGUCGAUUAGUGUAGUGGUAAGAGGAGUUAUUAACCCAGUCAGAUAUAGUGUAGUGGUAAGAGGAGUUAUUAACCAGUCAGAUAUAGUGUAGUGGUAAGAGGAGUUAUUAACCCAGUCAGAUAUAGUGUAGUGGUAAGAGGAGUUAUUAACCCAGUGUCACGGUCGUUGAAGGACGGGUCAGGCCAAGGAGCAGCGUGAAUUGCAUACAUGUUUAUUCACCGAUAAACACACGAACAAAAACAACAAACCAACGAAACGUGAAGUCCUCAGGCUAAACUCUAACACGGAACAAGAUCCCACAACUAAUGACAGGCUGCCUAAGUAUGAGCCCCAAUCAGAGACAACGAACGACAGCUGCCUCUGAUUGGGAAUCACACCUGGCCAAACAUAGACAUACACAACCUAGAAUGCAACAUAGAAAUACUAACAUAGAAUAUCCACACCCUGACUCAACAUACAAGUGUCCCAUGAGUCAGGGUGUGACAACCAGUCAGAUAUAGUGUAGAUCCUGGAUAUGAAAUGCAGUCAGGAAAGUGGGAGGGUUGAACAAGAUUACAAAUUCAAAAGACAGACUACUUUUCUAUACUCAAGUGGGAGAAAAACAUAGCUAGACUGUUGUUUUACUAUUAAACUCAAUGCUGCUAUUGUUUUUAAUUUCGUAAAGCAGCUUGUGUUUCUUAACCAGGCAAAGGGUAGCUAACCAGAAGGCUGGUGGUCACUGGUUAGCUACGGGGAAGCAAGAGAGUCGCCAGCGCGAUGUGUAUAAUCGUAGGCGGAGCCGGAGCGGAGCCUGUCUGCCUGUCUGCCCACACUCAUCGCUUGCUCCCCCGCAGCUCACCAGCUGAUGUAGGCUGUGUGUGCAGGGUGUGGCGUCCACUGCUGAACAGAACGGCGCAUCUGUGCUGCUAAUAUUAAUUGUGCUUGUCACUGAAAAGCUCUCAAUCUCUCCAAAAACUCUUGUCCAGUAAACUUGUAGUCAGAUUUUAGUCAGAGAUAAUUUUGUCUCGUCUCGUUUUAGUCAACUGAAAUGAAAAAUAAUUUUCGAUUAGUUCCAGUUUUGUUUAGUCAGUUGUAGUCUCAUCAAUUGCCACUGAAAAAUAGGUGUUUGACAAAUAUUUUAGUCAGUAUUUUUGACGCAAUGAACAAUGGCUCAAACUCCUUGAGCCUCUUCUCAGACAACUGAUGGUUGAAGAGUAGAUUAGCCUACAUCCUUAUUCCCUAUAUAGUCCACUACUUUUGACCAGGGCCCACAUUGACAGAGAUAUAUUCAGUAUAUGUGACCCAUGCGGGAAUCGAACCCAAAACUGAUGUUGCCAUCACCAUUCUCAAACCUUCUCUGAGCCAGUCCUCGGCUGAUUGGUGUCAGACGUUUCCCCGGCCCUAGCUAACAAACCUUGUUAAAAUAAUAGGAUUGUAAACUGGAGACCUGGGGCAGAAUUGUGUCACCAUCCCGGUUCUAAAUUGGAACGCCAUUUGUAAAGGUCUGUUGUUGACCCCCCAGGUCCAGGAGUCUAACCACAGCAUUCUAUUUGUAAAGGUCUGUUGUUGUCCCCCCCCAGGUCCAGGAGUCUAACCACAGCAUUCUAUUUGUAAAGGUCUGUUGUUGACCCCCCCAGGUCCAGGAGUCUAACCACAGCAUUCUAUUUGUAAAGGUCUGUUGUUGCCCCCCCCCAGGUCCAGGAGUCUAACCACAGCAUUCUAUUUGUAAAGGUCUGUUGUUGACCCCCCCAGGUCCAGGAGUCUAACCACAGCAUUCUAUUUGUAAAGGUCUGUUGUUGACCCCCCCCAGGUCCAGGAGUCUAACCACAGCAUUCUAUUUGUAAACGUCUGUUGUUGACCCCCCAGGUCCAGGAGUCUAACCACAGCAUUCUAUUUGUAAACGUCUGUUGUUGACCCCCCCCAGGUCCAGGAGUCUAACCACAGCCUUCUAUUUGUAAAGGUCUGUUGUUGACCCCCCAGGUCCAGGAGUCUAACCACAGCAUUCUAUUUGUAAAGGUCUGUUGUUGACCCCCCCCAGGUCCAGGAGUCUAACCACAGCAUUCUAUUUGUAAAGGUCUGUUGUUGACCCCCCAGGUCCAGGAGUCUAACCACAGCAUUCUAUUUGUAAAGGUCUGUUGUUGACCCCCCCCAGGUCCAGGAGUCUAACCACAGCAUUCUAUUUGUAAAGGUCUGUUGUUGACCCCCCCAGGUCCAGGAGUCUAACCACAGCCUUCUAUUUGUAAAGGUCUGUUGUUGACCCCCCAGGUCCAGGAGUCUAACCACAGCAUUCUAUUUGUAAAGGUCUGUUGUUGCCCCCCCCCCAGGUCCAGGAGUCUAACCACAGCAUUCUAUUUGUAAAGGCCUGUUGUUGACCCCCCCAGGUCCAGGAGUCUAACCACAGCAUUCUAUUUGUAAAGGUCUGUUGUUGACCCCCCCCAGGUCCAGGAGUCUAACCACAGCAUUCUAUUUGUAAACGUCUGUUGUUGACCCCCCAGGUCCAGGAGUCUAACCACAGCAUUCUAUUUGUAAAGGUCUGUUGUUGACCCCCCAGGUCCAGGAGUCUAACCACAGCAUUCUAUUUGUAAAGGUCUGUUGUUGACCCCCCAGGUCCAGGAGUCUAACCACAGCAUUCUAUUUGUAAACGUCUGUUGUUGACCCCCCAGGUCCAGGAGUCUAACCACAGCAUUCUAUUUGUAAAGGUCUGUUGUUGACCCCCCAGGUCCAGGAGUCUAACCACAGCAUUCUAUUUGUAAACGUCUGUUGUUGCCCCCCCCCAGGUCCAGGAGUCUAACCACAGCAUUCUAUUUGUAAAGGUCUGUUGUUGACCCCCCCAGGUCCAGGAGUCUAACCACAGCAUUCUAUUUGUAAACGUCUGUUGUUGACCCCCCAGGUCCAGGAGUCUAACCACAGCAUUCUAUUUGUAAAGGUCUGUUGUUGACCCCCCAGGUCCAGGAGUCUAACCACAGCCUUCUAUUUGUAAAGGUCUGUUGUUGACCCCCCAGGUCCAGGAGUCUAACCACAGCAUUCUAUCUGUAAACGUCUGUUGUUGACCCCCCAGGUCCAGGAGUCUAACCACAGCAUUCUAUUUGUAAACGUCUGUUGUUGACCCCCCAGGUCCAGGAGUCUAACCACAGCCUUCUAUUUGUAAAGGUCUGUUGUUGACCCCCCAGGUCCAGGAGUCUAACCACAGCAUUCUAUCUGUAAACGUCUGUUGUUGUCCCCUCCCAGGUUCAGGAGUCUAACCACAGCCUUCUUCAGAGAUGCUAUGGGCUUCCUUCUCAUGUUUGACCUCACCAGCCAACAGAGCUUUCUCAACGUCCGCAACUGGAUGAGUAAGUUGUGGUCUAGGUACACACACACACACACACACACACUCACUCUUGAGAUAAUAUAUGCCAUUUAGCAGACACUUUUUUCCAAAGCAACUCAUGUGUGCAUACAUUGUUCUCAUGGGUGUCCCCAACGGGAAUCAAACCCAUUACCAUUGGCGAUGCAAGCGCCAUGCUCUACCAACUGAGCUACACAGGACCACUUUACAAGAAACUUAUCUUCUAAACACCAGCAUGCUUCAACCUGAAUGGUACAGAACAUGGCCAGGCCAAGGUUGGGGAUUCAGUCAAUUCACUUAUUCAAUUGAAUAGAAAUACAAAGUUUCCCCCCUUACCUUUACUUAACCAGUCAGUUAAUAACACAUUCUUAUUGACAGUGACAUCCUGGCAUUUGAAAGGAAGACAGUUUCAUUAAGGAGGUAUUGGAAGAGCAGACAGCUCCUCAGUGAUCAAUAUGAAUCAAUCCUCUAAUCAUCCUCAGAUCUAGGCCUGGAUUGAGGGCACAGGAAGUAGGCGAAGGUUAGUAGUAAACUGUUUUCUGGAGAAGGGAAAACGCAGACCUGAGUUAGCGAGGCCCAGUCCAGCGUUGGCGAGGCCCAGUCCAGCGUUGGCGAGACCCAGUCCAGAGUUAGCAAGGCCCAGUCCAGAGUUGGCGAGGCCCAGUCCAGAGUUAGCGAGGCCCAGUCCAGAGUUAGCGAGGCCCAGUCCAGCGUUGGCGAGGCCCAGUCCAGCGUUGGCGAGGCCCAGUCCAGCGUUGGCGAGACCCAGUCCAGCGUUGGCGAGACCCAGUCCAGCGUUGGCGAGACCCAGUCCAGAGUUAGCAAGGCCCAGUCCAGAGUUGGCGAGGCCCAGUCCAGCGUUGGCGAGGCCCAGUCCAGCGUUGGCGAGACCCAGUCCAGAGUUAGCGAGGCCCAGUCCAGAGUUGGCGAGGCCCAGUCCAGCAUUGGCGAGGCCCAGUCCAUCGUUGGCGAGACCCAGUCCAGAGUUAGCGAGGCCCAGUCCAGAGUUGCCGAGGCCCAGUCCAGCGUCCAGUCCAGCGUUGGCGAGGCCCAGUCCAGCGUUGGCGAGGCCCAGUCCAGCGUUGGCGAGGCCCAGUCCAGCAUUGGCGAGGCCCAGUCCAGAGUUGGCGAGGCCCAGUCCAGCGUUGGCGAGACCCAGUCCAGCGUUGGCGAGGCCAGGUCCAGUGGUUCAAAACAUAAAAAAAAAAAAAGUUAUCCUCACCCUGUAUUACUCUUGAUACAAUACUUGUAUUAAUUAGCCAAUGUUUUGACAGCAAGCUGCCUUCAUCAGGAUUUCAGAGUAUUAGUAUUCAGCUGUGGCAUUCUGUACUCUAAUCACCCUGAUUUAAUGUAAACCAAUCAGGGUUUAGGCCUGGGCAUAGCACUAUUACAGAAACCACUUUAGUUGUUAAUUAUCUUGUCAACGCUUUAGACACUAAAAGGAAAUGUGCUGUUUUGUUUGUGGACCUGUCAAAAGCUUUUCAUUCUGUUGAUCGUGCUAUUUUAUUGAAUAAGUUGUCCUCGACAGGCCUAGACACAUAGUUGACAGGCUACAGAAAACGGCUACAAUAAUGCAAAGGAGAUCGGAAUGAAAUUAACUAAACAUCUGGGAAAGUGAGAGAGUGGGGCCUUCCUCACGUUUCACUGAAACACUCAAAUAUAACUCUCCCAACUUCCACUUUAGAAAUUAUAAUUGUUGUAAACUACAGCGGUUCAAUGUUUUCUAGGAAUAGACUCUAACUUAGUUUAUUCAGCUAGCUAACUUGGUACAGUAUUCUUCCGCGAAAACCGUCCAGGGCAUCGAAUCCUAUGACGCCAUAGCCAACUAGCAUGCCAGCCUCCAAUAACACGGUUUAGCACCAAUACUCAGUUACAACAAACCACCAGUGUGUUAACACGCCAAGCAGAUCAUUCGUGUCCGUGUCUAACGUUGUGUAAAGUUUUGGGUUAGUUUUGACAGUUUGAGUGAGUCCGUCGUCAACAUAUUCAGCCAGUUAGUUAGCUAGAAUAGUUAGCAUACUAGCUAGCCAUUGCUCUCUGCCAACGAAAAAAACCCUCCUCCCACGGCACGAACACACAGAGAGAGCCAAGCUAACGUUAACUAGUCACCCAUGUCCCGAAUUCCCUUGAACGACUCUGGUUACCAGUAUGUAAAAACAAAACACAAAUGUAGGUUAUAACUUACCCUUAGUUAGCCAGUUACUGUUAGCCAGUUAAGUGCAAAGCUAGCCACUGAAUCGAUUCAGCCAGUUCGCGACUGUUCGCUAGGUCGUUCCAGCCAUUGUUUAGUAGCUAUCCAGGUAGCAACAAGCUAGCUACAUUUCGAGUACAGUAGCUACUAACUACCUAACGUUAACGCUUCAGAUAAUGAGGUUAGAAAAACAGCUGAACGGUAGGCAGCUAGCAGGCACAAUUACAGGUACACAAUUCUCCCUCUCGUGUCAUAUUCACCCUGAGCAGUGGGCCUGUUCUGCCACUGGGUCAGAGUCUCUCCUCCUCUCCUCUCCCCCCAUACAUCUCUACAUUACUCCCUUUUUGUUUACAAGAACCUACUUCAUAAACUUCCAUCUUAUCCAACAUUGCUGUUGAAGUAUAGACACCUGAGUUGCCUAAGCCGUUCACAGGAUUGGUUCACUCUUGAGGUUCCUAGGGUCUCCACCUAGCUAGGUAAAUCUGUUUUUAGUUGUGAUGCACCGUAUUUCUGGAACAAAAUUCUUUAUACAUUUCAUCUUGAUGUUCUGGUGCCGUUCGGGCAAUUUAAAGUAUUGACUGGGUACUUAUUUGUGGAGGAAUGUAACUGUUUUUCUGGGUGAUUUGUGAUGUUUUAUUUGUGCUUCCCAUGACUGUGUUUUUCUAUUCUAAUGUGUGUGUACAUACAGUGUAUAUGUAUAUAUAUAUACUGUAUAUAUAUAUAUAUACACACAGUACCAGUCAAAAGUUUGGACACACCUACUCAUUCAAGGGUUUUUCUUUAUUUUUACUAUUUUCUACAUUGUAUAAUAAUAGUGAAGACAUCAAAACUAUGAAAUAACACAUAUGGAAUCAUGUAGUAACCAAAGAAGUGUUAAACAUAUCAAAAUAUAUUUGAGAUUCUUCAAAUAGUCACCCUUUGCCUUGAUAACAGCUUUGCACACUCUUGGCAUUCUCUCAACCAGCUUCACCUGGAAUGCUUUUCCAACCGUCUUGAAGGAGUUCCCACAUAUACUGAGCACUUGUUGGCUGCUUUUCCUUCACUCUGCCGUCCGACUCAUCCCAAACCAUCUCAAUUGGGUUGAGGUCGGGGGAUUGUGGAGGCCAGGUCAUCUGAUGCAGCACUCCAUCACUCUCCUUCUUGGUCAAAUAGCCCUUACUCAGCCUGGAGGUGUGUUUGGUCAUUAUCCUGUUGAAAAACAAAUGACAGUCCCACUAAGCCCAAACCAGAUGGGAUGGCAUAUCACUGCAGAAUGCUGUGGUGGACAUGCUGGUUAAGUGUGCCUUGAAUUCUAAAUAAAUCACAGACAGUGUCACCAGCAAAGCACCCCCAAACCAUAACACCUCCUCCUCCAUGCUUUACGGUGGGAACUACACAUGCGGAGAUCAUCCGUUCACCCACACCGCGUCUCACAAAGACAUGGCGGUUGGAACCAAAAAUCUUGUGUUUCUUGGCCCAAGCAGGUCACUUCUUCUUAUUGGUGUCCUUUAGUAGUGGUUUCUUUGCAGCAAAUCGACCAUGAAUGCCUGAUUCACACAGUCCCCUCUGAACAGUUGAUGUUGAGAUGUGUCUGUGACUUGAACUCUGUGAAGCAUUUAUUUGGGCUGCAAUUUCUGAGGCUGGUAACUCUAAUGAAUGUAUCCUCUGCAGCAGAGGUGACUCUGGGUCUUCCAUUCCUGUGGCGGUCCUCAUGAGAGCCAGUUUCAUCAUACGCUUGAUGGUUUUUGCGACUGCACUUGAAGAAACUUUCAAAGUUGUUGAUAUUUUCCGUAUUGACUGACCUUCAUGUCUUAAAGUAAUGAUGGACUGUAGUUUCUCUUUGCUUAUUUUAGCUGUUCUUGCCAUAAUAUGGACUUUGUCUUUCACAUACAGUACAUUCAGAAAGUAUUUAGACCCCUUGACUUUUUCCACAUUUUGUUACGCUACAGCCUUAUUCUAAAAUGGUUUAAAUAGUUUUUUCCCCCUCAUCAAUCUACACACAAUACCCCUUAGUGACAAAGCAAAAACUGAAAUGUCACAUUUACAUAAGUAUUCAGACCCUUUACUCAGUACUUUGUUGAAGCACCUUUGGCAGCGAUUACAGACUCAAGUCUUCUUGGGUAUGACGCUACAAGCUUGGCACACCUUUUUUGGGGGAGUUUCUCCCAUUCUUCUCUGCAGAUCCUCCCAAGCUCUGUCAGGUUGGAUGGGGAGCGUUGCUGCACAGCUAUUUUCAGGUCUCUCCAGAGAUGUUUGAUCGGGUUCAAGUCCGGGCUCUGGCUGGGCCACUCAAGGACAUUCAGAGACUUGUCCCGAAGCCACUCCUGCGUUGUCUUGGCUGUGUGCUUUGGGUCGUUGUCCUGUUGGAAGGUGAACCUUCGCCCUGAGCGCUCUGGAGCAGGUUUUCAUCAAGGAUCUCUCUGUACUUUGCUCCGUUCAUCUUUCCCUCGAUCCUGACUAGUCUCCCAGUCCCUGCUGCUGAAAAACUUUCCCACAGCAGGAUGCUGCCACCACCAUGCUUCACCGUAGGGAUGGUGCCAGGUUUCCUCCACAUGUGACACUUGGCAUUCAGGCCAAAGAGUUCAAUCUUGGUUUCAUCAGACCAGAUAAACUUUUUUCUCAUGUUCUAAGAGUCAUUUAGGUGCCUUUUGGCAAACUCCAAGCGGGCUGUCAUGUGCCUUUUACUGAGGAUUCUGUCUGGCCACUCUACCAUAAAGGUCUGAUUGGUGGAGUGCUGCAGAGAUGGUUGUCCUUCUGGAAGGUUCUCCCAUCUCCACAGAUGAACUAUGGAGAUCUAUCAGAGUGAUCUUCGGGUUCUUGGUCACCUCCCUGACCAAGGCCCUUCUCCACCGAUUGCUCAGUUUGGCCGGGCGGCCAGCUCUAGGAAGAGUCUUGGUGGUUCCAAACUUCUUCCAUUUAAGAACGAUGGAGGCCACUGUGUUCUUGAGGACUUAGAAUGCUGCAGAAAUUUUUUGGUACCCUUCCUCAGAUCUGUGCCUCAGCACAAUCCUCUGACCUCUACGAACAAUUCCUUCGACCUCAUGGCUUUUGUUCUGACAUGCACUGUCAACUGUGGGACCUUAAAUAGACAGGUGUGAGCCUUUCCAAAUCAUGUCCAGUCAAUUGUAUUUACCACAGGUGGACUCCAAUCAAGUUGUAGAAACAUCUCAAGGAUGAUCAAUGGAAACAGGAGGCACCUGAGCUAAAUUUCGAGUCUCAUAGCAAAGGGUCUGAAUACUUAUGUAAAUAAGGUAUUUCUGUUUUUUAUUUGUAAUAAAUUGGCAGAAAAUUCUAAAAACUUGUUUUAGCUUUGUCAUUAUGAGGUAUUUUGGGUAGAUUGAUGAGGUACAUUUUUUAUUUAAUCCAUUUCAGAAUAAGGCUGUAACGUAACAAAAUGUGGAAAAAGUCAAGGGGUCUGAGAUCUAGGUCUCAGUAUGCCUUCCCUGUGAAAGAUACCUAGGUCUCAGUAUGCCUCCCCUGUUAAAGAUACCUAGGUCUCAGUAUGCCUUCCCUGUGAAAGAUACCUUGGUCUCAGUAUGCCUUCCCUGUGAAAGAUACCUAGGUCUCAGUAUGUCUUCCCUGUUAAAGAUACCUAGGUCUCAGUAUGCCUUCCCUGUGAAAGAUACCUAGGUCUCAGUAUGCCUUCCCUGUGAAAGAAACCUAGGUCUCAGUAUGCCUUCCCUGUGAAAGAUACCUAGGUCUCAGUAUGCCUCCCCUGUUAAAGAUACCUAGGUCUCAGUAUGCCUUCCCUGUGAAAGAGACCUAGGUCUCAGUAUGCCUUCCCCUGUUAAAGAUACCUUGGUCUCAGUAUGCCUUCCCUGUUAAAGAUACCUUGGUCUCAGUAUGCCUUCCCUGUGAAAGAUACCUUGGUCUCAGUAUGCCUUCCCUGUGAAAGAUACCUAGGUCUCAGUAUGCCUUCCCUGUGAAAGAAACCUAGGUCUCAGUAUGCCUUCCCUGUGAAAGAUACCUUGGUCUCAGUAUGCCUUCCCUGUUAAAUAUACCUAGGUCUCAGUAUGCCUUCCCUGUUAAAGAUACCUUGGUCUCAGUAUGCCUUCCCUGUUAAAGAUACCUUGGUCUCAGUAUGCCUUCCCUGUGAAAGAUACCUUGGUCUCAGUAUGCCUUCCCUGUGAAAGAGACCUAGGUCUCAGUAUGCCUUCCCUGUUAAAGAUACCUUGGUCUCAGUAUGCCUUCCCUGUUAAAGAUACCUAGGUCUCAGUAUGCCUUCCCUGUGAAAGAUACCUAGGUCUCAGUAUGCCUUCCCUGUGAAAGAUACCUUGGUCUCAGUAUGCCUCCCCUGUGAAAGAUACCUUGGUCUCAGUAUGCCUUCCCUGUGAAAGAUACCUUGGUCUCAGUAUGCCUUCCCUGUGAAAGAAACCUAGGUCUCAGUAUGCCUUCCCUGUGAAAGAUACCUUGGUCUCAGUAUGCCUUCCCUGUGAAAGAUACCUUGGUCUCAGUAUGCCUUCCCUGUGAAAGAUACCUUGGUCUCAGUAUGCCUCCCCUGUGAAAGAUACCUAGGUCUCAGUAUGCCUUCCCUGUGAAAGAUACCUUGGUCUCAGUAUGCCUUCCCUGUGAAAGAAACCUAGGUCUCAGUAUGCCUUCCCUGUUAAAGAUACCUAGGUCUCAGUAUGCCUUCCCUGUGAAAGAUACCUUGGUCUCAGUAUGCCUUCCCUGUUAAAGAUACCUUGGUCUCAGUAUGCCUUCCCUGUGAAAGAUACCUUGGUCUCAGUAUGCCUUCCCUGUGAAAGAUACCUUGGUCUCAGUAUGCCUUCCCUGUGAAAGAUACCUAGGUCUCAGUAUGCCUUCCCUGUGAAAGGUACCUUGGUCUCAGUAUGCCUUCCCUGGUAAAGAUACCUUGGUCUCAGUAUGCCUUCCCUGGUAAAGAUACCUUGGUCUCAGUAUGCCUUCCCUGUGAAAGAUACCUAGGUCUCAGUAUGCCUUCCCUGUUAAAGAAACCUUGGUCUCAGUAUGCCUUCCCUGGUAAAGAUACCUUGGUCUCAGUAUGCCUUCCCUGUGAAAGAUACCUUGGUCUCAGUAUGCCUUCCCUGUUAAAGAAACCUUGGUCUCAGUAUGCCUUCCCUGUUAAAGAUACCUUGGUCUUAGUAUGCCUUCCCUGUGAAAGAUACCUUGGUCUCAGUAUGCCUUCCCUGUGAAAGAUACCUUGGUCUCAGUAUGCCUUCCCUGGUAAAGAUACCUUGGUCUCAGUAUGCCUUCCCUGGUAAAGAUACCUUGGUCUCAGUAUGCCUUCCCUGUGAAAGAUACCUAGGUCUCAGUAUGCCUUCCCUGUUAAAGAAACCUUGGUCUCAGUAUGCCUUCCCUGUUAAAGAUACCUUGGUCUCAGUAUGCCUUCCCUGUGAAAGAUACCUUGGUCUCAGUAUGCCUUCCCUGUGAAAGAUACCUUGGUCUCAGUAUGCCUUCCCUGUUAAAGAAACCUAGGUCUCAGUAUGCCUUCCCUGUGAAAGAUACCUUGGUCUCAGUAUGCCUUCCCUGUGAAAAUAAAGGUUAAAUAAAUCAUCCUGGCUUUAGAUUUAGCGACGGCACAAGAUGAAGAAAAGGUGACUAGUAAACUAUAGAAUGAGUAUAUGGGCACACAGCGCUUACAUUUACAUUUUACGCUUCACAUGUAAUGCUAUUUGGGCACACAGCGCUUCACAUGUAAUGCUAUGUGGGCACACAGCGCUUCUCAUGGUGUUCCAAAGAAAAAUAGUGGUUAGUGUUUUUUAUUCCAUGUCCACAAUGUUAACAUGUUAACUGUUUCAUGUUGUCCCCAGGCCAGCUGCAGGCCAAUGUUAACUGUUUCAUGUUGUCCCCAGGCCAGCCGUAGGCCAAUGUUAACUGUUUAAUGUUGUCCCCAGGCCAGCCGUAGGCCAAUGUUAACUGUUUCAUGUUGUCCCCAGGCCAGCUGCAGGCCAAUGUUAACUGUUUCAUGUUGUCCCCAGGCCAGCUACAGGCCAAUGUUAACUGUUUCAUGUUGUCCCCAGGCCAGCUGCAGGCCAAUGUUAACUGUUUCAUGUUGUCCCCAGGCCAGCUACAGAGGCCAGCUGCAGGCCAAUGUUAACUGUUUCAUGUUGUCCCCAGGCCAGCUGCAGGCCAAUGUUAACUGUUUCAUGUUGUCCCCAGGCCAGCUGCAGGCCAAUGUUAACUGUUUCAUGUUGUCCCCAAGCCAGCUGCAGGCCAAUGUUAACUGUUUCAUGUUGUCCCCAGGCCAGCUGCAGGCCAAUGUUAACUGUUUCAUGUUGUCCCCAGGCCAGCUGCAGGCCAAUGUUAACUGUUUCAUGUUGUCCCCAGGCCAGCUGCUGGCCAAUGUUAACUGUUUCAUGUUGUCGCCAGGCCAGCUGCAGGCCAAUGUUAACUGUUUCAUGUUGUCCCCAGGCCAGCUACAGAGGCCAGCUGCAGGCCAAUGUUAACUGUUUCAUGUUGUCCCCAGGCCAGCUGCAGGCCAAUGUUAACUGUUUCAUGUUGUCCCAAGGCCAGAUACAGAGGCCAGCUGCAGGCCAAUGUUAACUGUUUCAUGUUGUCCCCAGGCCAGCUGCAGGCCAAUGUUAACUGUUUCAUGUUGUCCCCAGGCCAGCUGCAGGCCAAUGUUAACUGUUUCAUGUUGUCCCCAGGCCAGCUGCAGGCCAAUGUUAACUGUUUCAUGUUGUCCCCAGGCCAGCUGCAGGCCAAUGCUUACUGUGAAAACCCAGACAUGGUGUUGGUGGGCAACAAGGCAGACCUGGCGGAUCAGAGAGAGGUGCAGGAGGAGCAGGCUAAAGAACUAGCCGACAAGUACGGGUGAGUAGGAGAGAGCUAGCCCCGUCAUGCACACAUACGGUGAGCUCAAAGUAUUGGGACAGUGACAAAUGUUUUGUUGUUUUGGCUCUGUACUCCAGCACUUUGGAUUUGGAAUGAUACAAUGACUAUGAGGUUAAAGUGCAGACUGUCAGCUUUAAUUUUGAGUGUAUUUUCAUUCAUAUCAUGUGAACCGUUUAGAAAUUACAGCACCUUUUGUACAUAGUCCCCCCAUUUUAGGGGACCAAAAGUAUUGGGACAAAUUCCCUUAUGUAUUAAAGUAGUGAAACGUUUUGGUCCCAUAUUCCUAGCACGCAAUGACUACAUCAAGCUUGUGACUCUAUAAACUUGUUGGAUGCAUUUGCUGUUUGUUUUGGUUGUGUUUCAGAUUAUUUUGUGCCCAAUAGAAAUGAAUGGUAAAUAAUGUAUUGUGUCAUUUUGGAUUCACUUUUACUGUAAAUAAGAAUAGAAUGUUUCUUAACACUUCUACAUUAAUGUGGAUACUACCAUCAUCACCGAUAAUCCUGAAUGAAUCACACAAAUAUCACACUUUUUACUACUUUAAUACACAUAUAAGUGAAUUUGUCCCAAUACUUUUGGUCCCCUAAAAUGGGGGGACUAUGUACAAAAAGUGCUGUAAUUUCUAAACGGUUCACCCAUGAUAUGGAGGAAAAUACCCUCCAAUUUAAGCUGACAGUCUGAACUUUAACCUCAUAGUCAUUGUAUCAUUUCAAAUUCAAAGUGCUGGAGUACAGAGCCAAAACAACCAAACAUUUGUCACUGUCCCAAUACUUUUGGAGCUCGCACACACAAACAUACAGAAAUUUGCACGCACACGCACAAACACAGACACACACUCAUCGGUGGGAGAGAACCGGCACCACUGUCACAGGCAUAAUGAGCAUUAGGUUCCUCUUACUCUGAAAGAUCAGUAACCGUAUUGUGGUCCAAAGUGUAUUAUUAGUGUCGUCUGAGAGAGGCUAUAUUUGCUUUGACUGUUGCUGAGGCUGCAGUCAUAGCGCUAGUGAUGAUGUCAUUGUCAAGGGUUUUAUUACGGACAACAUCUCUCACUCUCCACAUAGUCACCGACCAAUACACGUACUGUAGAUGGGCCCUGGUCAAAAGUAGUGCACUAUAUAGGGAAUAGGGUGCCAUUCUCUGGUCUAAAGUAGUGCACUAUAUAGGGAAUAGGGUGCCAUUUGGGACGUAAUCGAUGGGCCCUAUAUUCAAGGUGCUGUCUGAGUGCUGGGCUUGUCAUUCAGAGCUGUACUAGCGGAGUUUGUGGUUCAUUAACAUCUCAUUCCUUACUAAAAGAAGACCUGGUGGAUCUCUUCUCAAGUCGUUAUAACCAUUUGAUUAUUACAACAGAAUGUAUUUAUUUUCUCCUCACAAUCUAUCAUUUUCAGUCCCUGUUUUUUUACAACCCUGAUGUGCUUGACAUGGUCCCUCGAUUUAACUUUUAGACAUAAAUAUGACUAGUAAGACGAGGUAGAAUGCUCUGAUGUGGGUGUUGGUGGGGUCCUGUCUGAUGUUGGUGUGGUCCUGUCUGGAUGUUGGUGUGGUCCUGUCUAUGUGGGUGUUGGUGUGGUCCUGUCUGAUGUGGGUGUGGUCCUGUCUGAUGUUGGUGUGGUCCUGUCUGAUGUUGGUGUGGUCCUGUCUGAUGUGGGUGUGGUCCUGUCUGAUGUUGGGUUGUGGUCCUGUCUGAUGUUGGUGUGGUCCUGUCUGAUGUGGGUGUUGGUGUGGUCCUGUCUGAUGUGGGUGUUGGUGUGGUCCUGUCUGGUGUUGGUGUGGUCCUGUCUGAUGUUGGUGUGGUCCUGUCUGAUGUUGGUGUGGUCCUGUCUGAUGUGGGUGUUGGUGUGGUCCUGUCUGGUGUUGGUGUGGUCCAUGUGGUGUUGGUGUGGUCUGUCUGUGUGGUGUGGUCCUGUCUGAUGUUGGGUGGUUUGUGUGGUGGUCCUGUCUGAUGUGGGUGUGGUCCUGUCUGAUGGUUGGUGUGGUCCUGUCUGAUGUGGGUGUGUGGUGUGGUCCUGUCUGAUGUGGUGUUUGGUGUGGUCCUGUCUGAUGUGGUGUGGUCCUGUCUGAUGUGGUGGUCCUGUCUGGUGUUGGUGUGGUCCUGUCUGAUGUUGGUGUGGUCCUGUCUGAUGUUGGUGUGGUCCUGUCUGAUGUGGGUGUUGGUGUGGUCCUGUCUGAUGUUGGUGUGGUCCUGUCUGAUGUUGGUGUGGUCCUGUCUGAUGGGUUGUGGUCCUGUCUGAUGUGGGGUGUUUGGUGUGUGUCCUGUCUGAUGUGGUGUGGUCCUGUCUGAUGUUGGUGUGGUCCUGUCUGAUGUUGGUGUGGUCCUGUCUGAUGUGGGUGUUGGUUGGGUGUGGUCCUGUCUGAUGUGGGUUGGUGUGGUCCUGUCUGGUGUCUGGUGUCCUGUUGAUGUUGGUGUGGUCCUGUCUGAUGUGGGUGGUCUGUGAUGUUGGUCCGUCUGUGUGGUGGUCCCUGUCUGAUGUGGAUUCUGUGUGUCCCCUGUCUGAUGUUGGUGUGGUCCUGUCUGAUGUGGGUGUUGGUGUGGUCCUGUCUGAUGUUGGUGUGGUCCUGUCUGAUGUGGGUGUUGGUGUGGUCCUGUCUGAUGUGGGUUCUGUAUGUCCCCUGUAGGAUCCCGUACUUUGAGACGUCGGCAGCGACGGGGUCUGAGGUGGACAAGGCGGUCAUCACCCUACUAGACCUGGUCAUGAAGAGGAUGGAGCAGUGUGUCGACAAACCCACCGCCGAGCCCGCCAACGGGGGAGGAGCCGCCAAGCUGGAGGACGCUGCGCCUGACCAGAAGAAGUGUGCAUGCUAG
This is a messenger RNA of Coregonus sp. 'balchen', 26157 nucleotides long. The record is from the annotation of a GenBank genome assembly. NCBI's taxonomy places the organism in Eukaryota, Metazoa, Chordata, Actinopteri, Salmoniformes, Salmonidae.